Molecule: messenger RNA, 1251 nt
Organism: Grosmannia clavigera kw1407
Lineage: Eukaryota; Fungi; Ascomycota; Sordariomycetes; Ophiostomatales; Ophiostomataceae
Exons: 1
Coding region: 1-1251 (416 amino acids)
Source: RefSeq, a predicted model, not a curated record
AUGUCUCAUCACUCUUAUUCCGCGCUGUCUCACAGCGGCUCUCACCGUCACUACACUAGCUCUCACGAUCACAGCCAAUACCAGUCUCCGCGGUACAUUCACACUUAUGAUAACUCUGGCAACUGCGCAGCUACCACCUUUCCCGAGAAUGUGGCGUCCACUCCUUGGGCUGCAUGGCAUCAAAUAGGCGAUGCCCGGACCGGUAAUCAUGGCCGCAGUAACAACAGCCGCAACCACUCCGAUGGCCAUCAUAGACCUCCUGCUUUGGCCACCCCUUAUGAUCGGUACCGCAUAUGCAAGUCGACUUCAACUCCAUACAGCCGCAACGGCCACGAGCUGACCUCAGGGCAUCACAGUCAAAACAGCUACCUUCCCUCACAGAGAGUGCACACUGCUGCUGUCGCUGUUGCUUACCAAUGCCAUAGCAGCAGCAGCAGCAGCAGCAGUGACGAAGAUCACUACGACGACUGGGAGAAAGAAGAUGAUAGAGAGCUCUUGAACCAAUCGCCAGUAUUCUCCCAGCCUCAUCACAGUCACGACAAUAGCGAUGGUGAGUGCAUCUCCGAUUUCCACUAUCCUGUUCCCUCCCCUUUCCCAGGCUCUCCCUCUUGGUCUGUCUCAACGGCCCGUAACUUCAAACAGGGUAAUCUCGAGCAGACCUGGUAUGAAGGCCGGGCCAUGGUCCAAACCCGAACCUCAGAUCGUAUCCACGACCGUCUGCAUCUCCAUCCCGGCGUUAUUUUCAGCACCGCCCAUCACACCGCCAACUACGAGUCCAAUUUUCUGCGGCCUGACGCUACCAUUGCCUAUGAUGACCCCCACCGCACCUCCACCGCUUUUGGGGUUGUCUUCAGUAAGUACCGCAAAUUUGUCGUCCUGCGCUCCUUUGGGCUAGGCGUCCUUUGCUUGCCCAUCUAUUCACACAACGGCACAGGCCUUGCCCACAAGCUUAACGGGGAAGAGUACAUGGCCAUCCGCGACAGCCGCGACAGUCGUGACAGGGAAUCUGUCGACUCCGGGGCCGAGUCCACGAGCGAGUCCCAAUUCGAUCCCGAGUCCGGCCGCGAGUGCGUUGUGGCCCACAUGAACCAGCUUCACGACGGGAGCCCCCGGUCAGUACUGUCGGCCGAAUCUGCUAUUUUUCUAGCCGAACCGGUCCUGUUCCGCUUCAAUACACACCUUACCAUAGAGGGCUGCCUACCGGUGGACGAUGUCUCACGCUUGCAGGCCCUCUUCCGCUCCUUUUUCUAA